UUCUGCACUACUACUCGGCCACCAUUUCCUUUCCUUUCGGCAUCUCUCCUGCGCGGGCGAGUCGUCCUCCUCGUCCUCGUCGUCCCCUUUCUCUGCUCCCGCGAGAUCUCACCCCCGCUGCGGCGACGCGGCCAUGGCGGGGAGGAACUACCACGGCUACGGCGGCGGCGGCGGCGGGGGCAUGUCCAUGGUGGUGGCGAGCACGCCGGGGCAGGAGCUGGCCCUCACCAACUGCGCGUACGUCUCCUCCGCCGACAUCCGCCGCUUCCCCAACGCCCUCGCCCUCGUCGGCGACGCCUUCGUCUUCACCCUGCGUGCCCAUGAUGCUGUUUCUGCUGGAAGCAUCGCAUUGAAUGCCAUUCAGCGUCGCCAGACGAAGGUUUCAGCUGGGGAUUCAAUCACUGUUAGCAGUUUUGCCCCUCCCGAUGAUUUCAAAUUGGCAUUGCUCACAUUAGAACUAGAGUAUACCAAGGCAAGAACCAACCGAAAUGAGGAGCUGGAUGCUGUUGUGCUUGCCCAACAACUUCGAAGGAGAUUUCUUGAUCAGGUCAUGACAUCUGGGCAAAGAGUACCAUUUGAAUUUUGUGGGACAAACUAUAUAUUCACUGUCAAUCAAGCUUUGCUAGAUGGCCAAGAAAAUUCCACACCUUUGGACAGAGGAUUCCUGUCAAGUGAUACAUACAUCAUAUUUGAGGCUGCGCCUAAUUCAGGAAUUAAGGUAGUAAACCAAAAGGAAGCUGCUAGCAGCAAGCUUUUCAAGCACAAAGAGUUUAACCUUGAAAAGUUGGGGAUAGGUGGAUUAAGUGCUGAAUUCACAGACAUAUUUAGAAGGGCAUUUGCUUCAAGGGUGUUUCCUCCUCAUGUUGUUAAUAAAUUGGGCAUCAAGCAUGUUAAAGGUAUAUUGCUGUAUGGCCCCCCUGGUACUGGCAAAACUCUUAUGGCCCGUCAAAUUGGGAAACUGCUGAACGGAAAUGAACCCAAGAUUGUAAAUGGACCUGAAGUCUUGAGCAAGUUUGUUGGAGAAACUGAGAAGAAUGUGAGAGAUUUGUUCGCUGAUGCUGAAAAUGACCAGAAGACACGAGGUGAUCAGAGUGACCUCCACGUUAUCAUUUUCGAUGAAAUUGAUGCUAUCUGCAAGUCUAGAGGAUCUACCAGAGAUGGUACGGGUGUACAUGAUAGCAUUGUAAAUCAGCUCCUUACAAAGAUAGAUGGUGUUGAGGCAUUGAAUAAUGUGCUCCUCAUUGGAAUGACCAAUCGUAAGGAUUUACUUGAUGAAGCUUUACUGAGGCCUGGACGAUUGGAAGUUCAUAUUGAGAUAAACCUGCCUGAUGAAAAUGGCCGUUUGCAGAUUCUUCAAAUUCAUACGAAUAAGAUGAAAGAAAGCUCUUUCCUUUCCCCGAAUGUUAAUCUUCAGGAGCUAGCUGCACGGACAAAGAACUACAGUGGAGCAGAGCUGGAAGGUGUCGUCAAAAGUGCAGUCUCAUAUGCUUUGAACAGGCAGAUAAGCAUGGAUGACCUUACCAAGCCUUUGGAUGAAGAAAGCAUUAAGGUUACUAUGGAUGAUUUUGUGAAUGCACUUCAUGAAAUUACCCCUGCAUUUGGUGCUUCCACUGAUGACCUUGAAAGAUGCAGGCUAAGGGGUAUGGUUGAUUGUGGCAAGGCACAUAGGCACUUGUAUGAGAGAGGUAUGCUUCUUGUUGAGCAAGUUAAAGUUAGCAAAGGUAGUCCACUUGUGACAUGCCUCUUGGAAGGUCCUGCUGGAAGUGGUAAAUCGGCUUUGGCUGCUACUGUUGGCAUUGACAGUGAUUUUGCUUACGUCAAAAUUAUAUCAGCAGAGACAAUGAUUGGUUUCAGUGAAAGCAGCAAAUGUGCACAGAUUUGCAAGGUUUUUGAGGAUGCAUACAAAUCUCAGUUUGGCAUCAUAAUUCUAGAUGACAUCGAAAGGUUACUGGAAUAUGUUGCCAUUGGACCACGCUUUUCAAACAUAAUCUCACAAACUCUACUAGUCCUUCUCAAGAGGGUUCCUCCUAAGGGCAAGAACUUGCUUGUUAUUGGAACAACAAGUGAAGUAGGCUUUCUAGAAUCCAUUGGUAUGUGCGACGUGUUCUCCGUGACAUACCAUGUCCCCAAACUGAAAAAGGAGGAUGCUACAAAGGUGUUGCGGCAUCUCAAUGUGUUCGAUGAAGCGGACAUUGAUGCGGCUGCAGAAGCACUGGACGAUAUGCCAAUCAAGAAGCUGUACACACUCGUUGAGAUGGCUGCACAAGGGCCAUCAGGAGGAAGCGCGGAAGCAGUCUAUGGUGGAGAGGAAAAGAUAGAUAUCAACCACUUCUUUAGCAUCUUGAGUGAUAUUAUCCGCUAUUAACUACACGGCGUCGGAAUGAACCCUAGGUGACACCAUAGGAAUUUAAUUGCACAUUUCUUCUUACUUCAAGUUCUCCCUUUUGCCACCGUCGCCAGGGUAUAGGGUUGUUUGAUCUUUGAGGUUCGUGUCUCCUUGUUGUGCCGCUUUGAGCUUUUGUUGGAAUGUUGUUAUGAUUCGGACAGAGGUUAUACCUUACACGAUGUAGCAUGUUUCAACCGUAUGUUUCGAUACUUUCCCAGCACAGAGUUGCACGAAUAUGAUUUUGGGUGGCUCCUUUCCGGCUUUC
This is a messenger RNA of Oryza sativa Japonica Group (Japanese rice), 2651 nucleotides long. The record is from RefSeq and is a predicted model, not a curated record. NCBI's taxonomy places the organism in Eukaryota, Viridiplantae, Streptophyta, Magnoliopsida, Poales, Poaceae.